Molecule: messenger RNA, 933 nt
Organism: Fusarium vanettenii 77-13-4
Lineage: Eukaryota; Fungi; Ascomycota; Sordariomycetes; Hypocreales; Nectriaceae
Exons: 2
Coding region: 1-933 (310 amino acids)
Source: RefSeq, a predicted model, not a curated record
AUGGCUCAGCCUCCACGCAGAAUAACCAACGUUGUCGUUGCAGGUGGAACUGGAAGCCUCGGCCCACCAACGAUCAAACAUCUCCUCAAAAAUCAUUUCAAAGUCGCCGUCCUCACACGCGACCCAUCCACGGCCAAGCUGCCCCCAGACGUUGAGGCAAUCAAAGCAGACUACACUUCAGUCGAGUCCUUAAGCAAGAGCCUCGUGGGCCUUGGCUUUGACGCAAUCGUCAUUAUUCUUAGUCGGCGGGCCCAUCAAGCGUCUCUUGUGACGAUGCGAGCUGCGGUCGAUGCAGGUAUAUACAGGGCUAUCCCAUCAUAUUUCGGCAGCCCCCUCGACAAUCCCAAAAUUGCUCGCAUGCCGCUCAUGGCGUCCAAGUUACCAGUUAUAAACGAUGUUCUAGCAAAGGCUGCGAAAGGGGAGAUAACCUACACUGGUAUCAACACAGGCAUGUUUCUGGAUAUGGCACUCGACAAGGACUCUUUCGUCUGUCUCUCCGGAAUGGUGAAGACACGAAUUUAUGAUGGCGGAGAUGUUUCCAUAUCGGCGACUACGCAUGACGAUAUUGGAAAAGCCGUUGCCGCAGUACUCAUGAAUCCAGACCAGACAGUCAACAAGGUCUGCAACAUACACUCAGUAGUCAUGACACAAAACCAAAUGCUAGAAUUCGCACGCCAGGCCGCUCCAGAAGCCGAGUUUCAUGUCGAAGCGGUCGAUACAAAGGACUUAGAGGAUGCUGCUUGGGAACGAUAUCGCGCUGGGCAGAGGGAUCCUCUCUCGAUUCACGAUUUUGCUCUCAGGGCCGGCUUUGGUUUGGGAAACGGGCACUUUGAGAGGACGGAUAAUGAACUCCUGGGCAUCGAGCAGUGGAGUGACGAAAGAUUGAGGGAGGAAGUUAUCGUGCGCUUAGCAAGGCACCGCGCAAUGCUCUAA